Myotis brandtii (Brandt's bat) is the source of this 1593-nucleotide messenger RNA. RefSeq lists its product as uncharacterized. Bases 1 to 1593 code for a protein of 530 amino acids. NCBI's taxonomy places the organism in Eukaryota, Metazoa, Chordata, Mammalia, Chiroptera, Vespertilionidae. The transcript has 5 exons. The record is from RefSeq and is a predicted model, not a curated record.
AUGGCGGCUAAUCCUGUGUGCCACCCGGGGGUGGGCGGGGGCUCAGGCAAGGCGAUCCGCAUCGCUUGCCUUUGUCUGAGCCCUGCCCGCCCACCAGGAGCCAGCCAGCCAAGGGCCAGGAAGGUGGGACGUGACCCAGGAGCGCUGGAGCCACCUGGGUUCUCCCUGCCACCCGCACUUCAUGAAUCACAAGUUUCUGUGGAGGCGGUGGCUGCGGGAUGCAGAGCGGGCCGAGUGCAGCUUGGGCUCGAUGGAGGGCAUUGGCAUGGAGGAGAUUUCCCCGGCGGCUGGGGGAGCCGCCGCCUGCCGCACCACCACCCACCCCAGCUGAGUGGCCCCAAGAAAGGAGCUGAAAAAGUAUGGCUGAGGAGGAGGCGCCUAAGAAGUCCCUGGAUGCCAGUGGCGGGAGCUGGGAACUUUGUGCCGAGAAGCUCCUGGUGGGGCUGGUGGCAGAGGGGACCUGGGACUCUGGCCACCGCCACCACAGCCCCCCAGCUGGCUCCAGGCUCUUGGCACGCUGGCUACUGCUGCUGCUUUGGCUGCUGGAAGCUCCGCUGCUGCUUGGGGUCCAGGUGCAGGUGGCGGGGCAGGGGCCCCGGCCAGGUCAGCAGCCCCCGCUGCCACCGCCUCAGCAGCAACAGAGUGGGCAGCAAAUACAACGGCGAGCGGGGCAUCUCCAUCCGGGACCACGGGGGUGGGCGGGGGCUCAGGCGAGGUGAUCCGCAUCGCUUGCCUUCACCUGAGCCCCUGCCCAACCGCCAGGGAUAUGGGGCCCUCCGAGCCGAUUCCAGUGCGACCCUUGGGGCUCACCGCGUGGGGCGGAGUCUGAGCCGUGUUGUUUUUGUUGGAAACGCCCUCCUCUUCCUCUUGCUUUCCCCGCCCCUCCUCACUCCUUCCUCUGGAGAAAGUGAGACCCCCGGGCCUGACUGUGCUGGUGCGAAGCGGUUAGCGGUGAGUAGCACAGGGCGGACGGCCCCUCGAGGAAGAGUCUGGGGCGGGGGUUCGGAGAGGAAGGCUGCCUGCUGGAGAGCCCCUGGGGCCCGGGAGGAACGCGCUCCGGAGAGUUGGCUUCGCGCCCGGCCGCCUUGUCCCCGUUGGGCGGCUCCUGCGGGAGUGCAGGCCGCCCUGCGACAGGCUCCGCCUGCACUCGGGGGCAUCCCCUCUGCGCAGCCCUCUAUGAAGUCUGACCAGGUUUCCAAAAGAGUUAUGAUCACUUCUUUACACCCGGGGGCAGAGGGUCUUGUUAUCCGAUCCAUCACUGCGGCCCCACACCGUGUGCGGCCCUGGCGCGGGGCUCAGGAGGCGCAAUCAGCAAAACGGGACUGGGGAUUGGCGAAUGGGCGCAAGGCAGACCUCCUGGUCCUUCCCCUCAGCCAGCAGGCUCCUAUCAAUAUUCAGUUUCUACUGAAAGGAAUGUGGCGCCUCCACUGUGCAGCUUCCCAGGACUUGGACUCGCAGGCUCCGGAGUGGAGACUUCAACAAGGACUUCAGAGCCUGCUCAGGGAAAUAAUCGCCACCUCCCUACUCCGUAGCUGCUUCUGUGUCUGCAAGAAACUGCGCAUGCUCCUCCCUUAUCAUGUUAUCUGCGAAUAA